AUUCUCGUAGAGUUGAACAAAGACUCUUGGGCUCUCUUGCGAAAUCGCGCCUCGUUUUCAUAGCAUCGUCUCUUUCUUUCAUUUAUUCACACAUUUUAUGCGCUUUGUUCUUCCUAGUUGUUCGCUCCUGCCUUAUGAAAACAACAAAUUUGGGACAUUUGAGUUUUCUUGGCUUGUGAAGUUGAAAUAUGAAGACUAGGGGUACUUCUACCAGUGGGAGUGGGAAGAGUCAUGUUAGUGAAGGAGGGGGAGAGCAAAUUGGUAAUGAUUCUGUGGCAUUCGGAGAUGUGAUCUUUAUCAGGCUUAGAAGUGGCACAUGGUGGCCUGCACAGGUUGUUGAUGACAAUAGUGUUAAUGAGAGCAUUAAACCUGGCAAAAGAUCGCCAGGGGAAGUCCUUGUUAGGAUCUAUGGAAGCUAUACAUACUCCUAUGCAGAUCCUAUUAAAUGUCGUUCUGAGUUUGAGGUGAUACUCAAGCAUAAUGGUGGUUCUUUGAAAAAUAUCCUUCAGCAAGCUCUUGAACAGGAUCUUCCUAGCACAAAAUCCCGUAGAUCAAAGGGUUCAUCAAAAGGAACAUCAAGUAAAAGUUCUGCAAGCAAGAGAAAAUCCUACAGGCAAGAUGAGGAGCAGAAUAAAGUCAAGGGCCGAAAGCAAAAUGAGUCGUUGAAUGAUGAUGAUCUGGGUAGCCAAAGUCAUGAAACCAACUCAUUAGGAAAGCCUCGAGAAUUGAGUGCCCGGAGGAUGAGAGUGAUGGAAAACCUUGGUCUCAUUGCUCCACGUGGGUCACCAUUCCACAAAGUUGGACAAAUAAUCAAGGCUCGUGAUUAUCGGAAUGGAGGAAUUAUGGGUGGGCGUAGUUAAGAACCAAACUUAUUUGCCAGCUGAACUAAACUGAAUUGGUUUUUUCGGUUUAGUUCUUGAACCGAACUGUUUAGAAAUCAGUUUUAAAACCAGUUUAAAACCGAACUGGUUUUGAAACUAGUUUUGAAUCUGUGUCUUACAAAUUGGUUUUGAAACUGCUCUCUCUUGAUAUUUUCAAACUGGUUUCCAACUAACUUUCUUAUAUGAAAUUGUCUUACAAACUUGUUGAUAUCUAUGAGCUCAAUUUUUUUUUUGUAAUUACCAACCGGUGUUCGAAGCUCGUGGGUUCUACUAAUCCGGUUUUGGGUUUGAAUUUCUCCACCUUUUCCAAGAAUUACGACUCUCAAGAAUCAAACCCAAUACCUUUUGAGCAAGUCAAAUCCUGGUGUCUAACUGGGAUGCUAUUAGACCAACAACUCUUGGGUCAAUUUUUUUCAAUUUGACUAUAACUAU
Messenger RNA from Gastrolobium bilobum, 1313 nucleotides. RefSeq lists its product as uncharacterized. The coding region runs from base 189 to 860 and encodes 223 amino acids. The record is from RefSeq and is a predicted model, not a curated record. Lineage: Eukaryota; Viridiplantae; Streptophyta; Magnoliopsida; Fabales; Fabaceae. The transcript has 8 exons.